AUUUACUACGCACAGAUGUGAAAAUUCACGAGAAGUUGUAGUACACUCCCGCUAGCUAGUGCGAAACCGAAACACAAAUUUCGCUUUUCAACAUUUCUUUCGUCUAAUUUGGCAUUAGUGCCAAGAAAUUGCCAGUUGAAACAGAAGAAAGCCGUCGAAAUACUUCUCAGAGUUCGUAUGGAGCAACUGGUGUGACCUCUAUUUUGAAUAUCGCAAUAUUUUGAUACGAUUGAGGAAAGUACGGAGUGGGUAAUGGGGAAUGCGGUGAUAGUUUCCUUACGUCGCUUUCGACCGAGAAUUAAGUUGCGGAGACCAUUUCAUGUGGUCAUGUUGGGCCUCGACAAGAGUGGGAAAACUGCCAUUUUGUAUCGAAGCAAGUGGAAAGAUUGGAAGGAAAGAAUUGUUCCGACUCCAGUGUUUAAUGUAGAAACCGUUCGACCGUCUAAGGACUUGAGAUUUAAAAUUUGGGACGUGAGCGGAAAAGAACAUAUCCGUCCACUUUGGAAGGCGUACGUGCGGCAAACGGACGCAAUUAUUUUCGUCGUUGAUAGUGCAAAUGAGGAAAGAAUUGAAGAGGCGAAGGCUGAACUGUUCAAUCUUGUUGACUCCGCUCAAAUCAAUGGAGCACCGAUUUUGAUAUUUGCGAACAAACAAGAUUUACCAAACGCAUCAGCCCCAAUGGAGGUUUCAGCUAAAUUAUCGCUUCAUAAUCUUAGUUCUAAUCAUUUGUGGUAUCUACAGCCAACCUCAGCUGAAUGCGGAGAUGGCAUUUUGGAGGGUUUGCGUGUUUUAUCGGACAUGAUAGCACAGUGGAAAUCUGACAUGAAGGACUUAAAGAGCGGCCGGCGACAUCGACAUAGAAAAUUGGCGGCUUCGAGAAGUAAUUCGGCCAGCAAUAUUUUAGCAUAGAUGUUGGGCACAAACUGGGAGUUGCUAAAAUGGCGUCUCAUGAAAGUAGUUUGACCCAACAAGAAAUUUAUUCGUUAAAUCUUGCACUAUCACGAAGUACCGAUUACUUAUUGUCUCGUGAUUUAUUUGCGAUUUACGUAAGUUUCCAAUUAACUGGUUCGCUGAAGGUGCAAUUUACAUCCACUUCGAGGCGAACAUGAUUUUGCAAAAUGGUUCAACUUUUUCACUUUUCGUUAACCGUUCAUUUUCAUCAGAUAUACGAAGCGGAUAUUUAGGGAACUUAUCGUAUUUACCAAGUUUUGGCUUUCUCAGAAACCUCAACACAUAUGUUGUGGAUUCACAAAUGUUUACAUUAUUUUGUAUUUAUCGUUUUGAACUCUCGAGACGUUGUUACCUUACACUUUUUUCCGAAGCUUUUCUUAUUUGAUAAAAUUGAUUAUAUGAAGAUAUGAAAGAGUAUUUAUUACAUCUAAUACUAUCCUUUGACGAAGCGACUUAACUUAAUGUAGUUCAUCGUUAAUUUGUUGUGGAAUACUUCUAAUAAUUAUAUCGGUCUGCCGGUAAACCAAGAUGGCAGGUCCAAAAAUUAUGUAAAGCAGCUCUCUUUCCGUCCGCCUAAUAAAAUGGCGUUCAUUUUUUUUUUCUUGAAAUACUACAUAAUUAUCGUGUUUGAAUCUCUGCUUUGCUAGGAAAUGAUUUAUUCAGCCUUCUACUCUGCCAAAGCCUAUUUAUUUUUAUUAUUAAGGCUAUGAGUUAUUUAUGACGCAAAUUAUUAACGUUUUUCAUCGAAGUUGUCGUGUGAAAACGGUUGUGUUUUUUUUUUUCAAGAAGAAAAUAUUAAAGGUCAUUAAUGGUGCAUGCGUGAUGCAUCCUGAGUCACGGUGG
Molecule: messenger RNA, 1794 nt
Organism: Stylophora pistillata
Lineage: Eukaryota; Metazoa; Cnidaria; Anthozoa; Scleractinia; Pocilloporidae
Product: ADP-ribosylation factor-like
Molecular function (GO): GTP binding; GTPase activity
Source: RefSeq, a predicted model, not a curated record